Messenger RNA from Plasmopara halstedii, 540 nucleotides. RefSeq lists its product as uncharacterized. The coding region runs from base 1 to 540 and encodes 179 amino acids. The transcript has a single exon. The record is from RefSeq and is a predicted model, not a curated record. Lineage: Eukaryota; Oomycota; Peronosporomycetes; Peronosporales; Peronosporaceae.
AUGGACCGCGGACGCAAAGCUAUCCCCACACUGAAUAAACAUACGGACUCCAAGUACUAUCAGAGGUGCCAAGAGAUUCACCGAUCUAAGCUAUAUACCAUUAAAAGUUCUAUCGAUAAUGGCGAACCUCAUCGCCCGACCCAUCUGCGCAAAAAUAUGAAGAAGGAACAGAUGAAGGAGGAUCGCUACGCUGAGAUCGAGCGGGAGAAUCGCAUUUUGCUUGAAAAAAUGACGAUGAUCAUGCAAGGAGAGAAGCUUGACAACAAAAAUCAGUCGGUCGCGUAUGCUCACAGUCUUAACAAGGGCCGACGAAAGCGUGAGCUUCAGAGAAUCACGACCGAAAAUCAAGCUAUUUUACGUCGUAUUCAGAUGCGAGAGCCCACAUACGAUCAUGUACAAUGGGAGGAAGAUGCAAAGAAAAACGAACGAUACGCUGCGAACAUACGCGAGUUUCCACCAAGUGACAGUCUCGAGCAGCUUGCUGAAAUGCGGACAAUGUCAGCUUACUCGAUGGGUGGAACAGGCAAAGACUACUAUUAA